Molecule: messenger RNA, 3057 nt
Organism: Anopheles funestus (African malaria mosquito)
Lineage: Eukaryota; Metazoa; Arthropoda; Insecta; Diptera; Culicidae
Product: polynucleotide 5'-hydroxyl-kinase NOL9
Exons: 5
Coding region: 214-2913 (899 amino acids)
Biological process (GO): cleavage in ITS2 between 5.8S rRNA and LSU-rRNA of tricistronic rRNA transcript (SSU-rRNA, 5.8S rRNA, LSU-rRNA)
Cellular component (GO): nucleus
Molecular function (GO): polynucleotide 5'-hydroxyl-kinase activity
Source: RefSeq, a predicted model, not a curated record
AAUUUGACACAUGACUAGAAUUGUCAAACGGCCGGCACGCAUCGCAAAAUUUACGUUGAACAACACGCUGUAUUUCGAGGAAAACGUUGUCAACAGCGGGUUAAGAAAGUUUAACGAUUGCGUUGUUUCACACAAUAGUUAUAAUUUUAUACUUCAAGUAGGUGUCCUACUGUUAGAAUUGAAACGUAAUCUUAAGAUUGCGCGGGGGCCAAAAUGGGAAAGAAAAAGCAGCAUAAACAAAACCACAAUUCUGCGAAUGGUGUGACAAAAUCUCUUCAAACAGACGAUGCUACUACUAAUAAACGUGCAAAGAAGCGUAGUGUACAGUAUCCGACGGAUGUUGAAGGUACAUCCAAUGGAAAAAAUGCCUCUGCAGCGAAGCGACCGAAAAAGGCCAGCAAACAAACUACUACUGAAGCAGGAUGGGUUGUUGAGAGCGGCGAUUGUCAGCUCAGUAAGGAGGGUAAUACUGAAUUUGCGAACAUCAAAUCGGAUAAGGCUAAUAAUGGGGACAGUAAGAAAGUUGCAAGUUCUAAACUAAGCCCCAAAUUGCAAACAGUGGCAUUCAAGAGAAAGGCCGACGCGGUUGACGAUAAUAAUUCGGACACAAGCGAAUGGACUACCGACGAAGAAUAUGGUUCUUCAUUUGAUGGAAUAGAAAACGGAAACGCAACGGUCGAUGAAUACGAUGAUGAAGAUGAUGCUUCGUUCGAUUCGAGUACUUUUUCGUCGUACGACAGCAUGAAUAGCGACGCAGAAGAGGACAGUUUCGAGAGCGCCAGUUUCGAGAGCGCCAGCUUCGAUGAGGACGAGGAUCAAUCGUUAGAUUCCAGUUCCAGUUCAGACAGCAAUUACCGGAAGUAUAUCUACGAACAGAAAGAAUACGACAGUGACGGUGAUGAAGAUUAUGGGCUAACCAACCCCGAUGAUACCAUUCAUGUACCGUUUGGUUCAGCCGUUAUGCAUGAAUUGCCCGACGAUAUGAUGGUUCAGUUUGAUGAAUCCAUCACACAUGGACAGAUAAUCGAACUUCCGCUUAUAGAUGAUAAUGUAUUGGAAAAAGUGGAUGAACCCACCGAGGUAAAACAAGUAGAAAAGGUUGAGGAAGACAAGAAACUGGACGAUAAGGCGCUGGAUGAUGUGGAAAGUGAGGAAGCUUCCGGUUCGAUUAUCGAUAAUGGCUUGAAAAAAGUGGAUGAACCCACCGAGAUAAAACAGGUAGAAACGGUUGAGGAAGGCAAGAAACUGGAUGAUGUGGAAAGUGAAAAAUUAGGAACUAAGAAGAAGAAAUCGAUUAUUAAGCCCAAACCGACUAAAGCAUCCGACACAUCGUAUACAUUUUACGAUGCGGUAGACUUACGAAUGUCAAUUGUGGUGCUGAAAGCCCCCAUUUAUGUUUAUGGUCACCUGUCCGUGCAAGUGCUGUGUGGGAAAGUUGAAAUUUUGGGCUACACGCUGGAUACGGCCGAAAAACGGACGUUGUAUGCAUCAGAAGGGUACAACGCCAUUAAUAUUACACCUGUACCAAGCCCGGCCACGUACCGCAAAGGAGCAUUGGGUAAUAUUUGCCAAAAGCUUAGACCACACUUUUACGAGUCCGACAUAGCCGCGCUGGUGAAGCAGUUUGAUCCGGCAAAAGGUGCGCUUGUGUUGCUACGAGCGGACACGUUCAAUGCGAGCGAUACCGUACCGUUGGUGUGUAAGCUGCUUUCAGAUUUCAAUUUGUUCCCGACUGCGGCUAGUCUGGAUCAAACGUCGCCAUUCAGCAGGACAGAAACUUUACUAGAGAUUUCACUGUUCCAACCGGCAGUGACAGACGUUCCACUGUUUAAAGCGAAUCCUGCUUGGGAUACGGUGCAGCUGAAACCGGAUAGCCGUCUGAUGGUAGUUGGUGGCAAGGGUGCGGGUAAAUCCACCCUCUGCCAAUAUUUGAUCAACCGGCACAUCAAACACUUUGGGCGGAUCCUGCUCGUCGAUCUAGACAUUGGCCAGCCGUUGCUUUCUUUGCCGGAAACGAUAAGUGUUAGCGUCGUGCAGGAAGCGAUCCUCGGUGUAGGAUGUUUUGCGAACGUGCAACCAGAAAAAUGUCUGUUUUUUGGAAGCUUAAAUGUGGUCACUUCGCCGAUACUGUACGUGCAGAACGUGCGAUCAUUGGCACAGUACUGCACCGAACAUCCCGAACUGAGCGGGAUGCCAUGGAUCAUCAAUACGAUGGGCUAUGUGGCAGGAUUCGGUGAGGAGCUAACGACUGCGAUCAUACGGCUUUUGCAACCAACGGACCUGAUACAGCUUACGUUUCCGAAGCAAUCGAAAAAAAACACAGUAUUCAUCAAAGCACAAAACUAUGCCAAUCAACUAAAGGCCGAGCUGGUGAAUGAGUUUAGGUUUAAUAUCUUGUACGAGGAGGUACAGCUGAAAUCGAAUCCCGUCAAUUAUCGUUUCCACACUUUCGACGUCACUUACGAACCAUGCAAAGCGUCCUUCAUUCCACCGCAACGACGCACCAUAUUGAUCAUGGCACAGCUGGUAAAGAUUUUGGGCGAUUCGGACGAAUCGUUUGCAAAUGUUAAACCACACAUGGCUAACGUAAAUGAUCUGCAAAUCUUAAUCACGCGUGACGAACAUCGCCCUUCGAAAGAGAUGUUGUUGCAUGCCCUGAAUGCCUCGUUGGUAUAUCUUUGUGAAAAGGAUGAAACCGGGCAGUAUAACUGUUUCGGUGUGGGAAUUGUUCGCAGUGUCGAUGAUAAAGAGAACGUGUACCUGUUGCAUUCACUAUCGCCGGAACAGCUUGCAAGAACGAAUGUGCUGGCACUGUGCAACACAAGCCUACCGAGUCAGGUGUAUCUGCAACCCAGUCCCAACAUCGAAGGUACGAUCCCGUACCUGCAUAAUAUGACCAAGACAAGUCAAUAAGCUUGAGCCACGCGGCUACUGUUUCGUUUCGCAAAAGUUUUUUUUUCUCCAAAGAGUAACUGCGGCAAUGUGUGCGGCAUAAAAGUGUUUCGUCUCACGUUUGUUUCAACUGUAACCGUUGCGCUAGCAAAAUACACGGAAUGA